Carassius auratus (goldfish) is the source of this 4827-nucleotide messenger RNA. RefSeq lists its product as uncharacterized. The coding region runs from base 814 to 1974 and encodes 386 amino acids. Lineage: Eukaryota; Metazoa; Chordata; Actinopteri; Cypriniformes; Cyprinidae. The record is from RefSeq and is a predicted model, not a curated record. The transcript has 4 exons.
UGAGAUUUGUAAAUUAUUCCAUUCCUUUUUUACUCACAAUUUCUACAGUGUCCUAACUUUUUUGGAAUCGGGUUUGUAUAUGUGUAGGUGUAUAUGUAUACAAAUCUGCAGAUUUAUUGUACACUAGUCAACAUUUGAAGAGUUUUGGGUAUUGGUUUUAAGACAACUAUUAUGAAAGGUUUUGAUCCUCUUAAAAUUUUGACUAGUGUAGUUUGAUGGUACAAAUCAAACUGUGAUGGCACGGGGCCUCAAAACAUUGAUUUUGGAAAUUGCAUACAUUGUGAUCCGUACAUGUGCCACUGUGGUGAUUACCUGGUGCAUGAAUGGCCAAAACGUCUCCAGUUGAGUCCGCAGCUAAUGCCAGCGGAGAGUGAAGACUGUUGUGCAUUGUUCAGAGCAACUACAGGGCCACAGUGCAGCAAAUCACCAGCAACACGUUACAUGUGCCCAUUUCAUGCUAGUGAUUUGUUGCACUGUGGUCCUGUGGUCCCUGUGAAAAAUGCACAACCGUCUCCCCUCUGACAAUAAUGCACUGCAGACAUAAAACAAGUCUGUGCACCACUUUAAAUGCAUACUAUAUAUAGUGGCACAUGAACAACCCACAAAGCCCCAUGCCAUCUCUGUUUGUCCGUUAUUAAACUUCAAUAAAUCUGCAGCUUGGGAAUAGGCAAUUUUGCCAAAAAAUUACAGCUGCAUGAAAAGUGUUCAUCCUGUAACCUGUGGACAUUGGCUUAUCUUCUAGGUGACAGUAGCUGUGAAACUUCGUUUUAUGACCAUGACUGGCAUUAUAGUUUUGAUGUUCCAUGACAAAAAAUGCCAGCAAGUUUUAUGGGAAAGUUGCAAAAUGGCGAAAGGCCAAGUUGCUCUGAGAGAAGAAAGUUGGUCCGCAUUGUUGCUUCUGAGAUCCUGGAAGUCAGCAAAUGUCCAGCAAAAAAACAUGUAUCAGAAAUAGCCCGACAAAUGGUGAUUGCAUACCCAAAGUCUUUCAGAGAUGAGAUUAAUUCCCAGGUUGUAGGAAGUGGAUAUGAUUCUCUCCUCAAACAACUGGUGUGUAGAAUUGACAAUUUGAAAAGAGCAAAAGCUAUUAGUAUACCACUUUGUGGUACUCUAGAAGUAUCAACAAAGAAACAAAAAUUGUUAUAUGGUUGUAUAAAUUCUGAUCCACAACUGCUAGUUGGAGAAACAUCUGAAUUGCAGCAGGAAAAGAAAGAGAAGUUGGUAGUAAUGUUUCAAAAUAAUGAAAGUGAUGUAAAGACAAUCUAUGACUUAAUGACUUCUACAUACACCCCUCAAAGAAACAGCAUCCAAUCUGGAAAGGAAACCAAAGAUUUACUUGAUGAGUGGCCAUAUCUUUUUCAGCCAGCAGGAAUGAAAGCACACUUUAAAGAGCUCACUGGCAUUGACAUAAACAACAGCUUUGAAGAAUCUGCUUCCAGUAAGUUCAGAAGAAUAUUGGACUACUUUCAAUUUCAGUGCACAGAAAGAGCAAGCAGAGCAGGGAGAAUCCUCACAAAGUAUAGAGCUGGAGGGGAUCAUGUUUGUGGGGCUGUGAUGUUGCUGCUAACCCAUUUCAAAAAUGACCAAGACCACUUUCUUGUGAUGGUAGAAGACACCUCUGUUCCAAGUGAUAUAUGCUCAGAACAGCUUCCAGCAACACCAUGUAUAGUAGUGUGUGGAGAGAACCCAAUGACAGCCAGUGUGUACAUGGUACCAGUAGACCAGAUGAUUGUAAAUGACCAUCUCUUGAGUUUUACAGAAGCCCUGUAUCUGAUGUUCUCUCUUUACUAUAUAUUGAACAUCAGUUACCCUGUAGAACUGGGAGCCACACUAGAAUUCUUGCAAAGGUGCAUCUUUAGGAUAAAUCCUCAUAAAGGUACCAAGGUGGAAAAGAGAGAGAAAAAGAGAGCGGACUCUGUCAACCCCAGAGUAUUGAGUCUGACAUCAAAAAUUGCUGCAUUUGAUUGGGGAGAGUAACAGAUGUGGUCUUUCAGAAGAUUGACAUUUCGCUGAAGAACAGGACAGACCGACUUUUUGUACUUCAGUGCAGCGCUUUGUUGCUUAAAUCAUUUUUAUUACCUUGUGACGUGAUUAGGAUUCAGUUUAUAUUUAUUUAUUUGAUUGGGACAGUGCAUGUUAAUGAACAAACAUGGAAUACAUGCAUGUAAACAUGCUGGAUUGUAGCCAAAGGCUUAUUUCCAUCCGUAGUCCCACGGGCUAAAAUCACACGGGUCACAAAACAUUACAUAAUAAAAUUUACAUCUACAGUUAGUACAUCGUUUAUCAAUAAAUUAGCUAAAGGCCCGUAUACAAUAUUCACAUAAUACUUAAAAAUUCAUUCAACUUCAAAAUUAUCAGAAUCCAGGCCCAGUGUUUUUGUUUCUUUUAAACUGAACACAUUUGUGUUCUGAAACAUGCUUUAUCCAUUUUCUCCAUGUGACAUGUUCAGGAUUAUCAGAAUUAAUGUCGAUUUUUUUUUUUUUUAAAUUGAACAAAUUUGUUUUCUAAAACAUGACUUUUGCUGGGAAGUGUUUUUCCAUUGUUUGAUCUUGAAGGUUUGCUAUAUAAUAAAAAGCUGAAGUUGUUUACAGCAAUACUCUGGCUACCAUAAUUUAUUGUAUAACAUUUUACAAAAAUUUGUGUUUCAAGAGUAUUUUUAAUUAGUUUUUAGCAUUACUUCUGUCACACAGUAUACAAAGAUGUCCCUCUACAUUUGGUUUAAAUAAAUAAAUUCACUAGAAAAAGAUUAUGGCAUGAAAACAUGUAAGCCCAGAUUUGCUAACUAUAUGUGGCAGUGCACACUUUCUGAAUGUGUCAGGGUUUUCAGAAGACAUGAUAGAAAGGCAUGUACAGUGAUUAUUGCAUCUUUAUUGGAUAUGCAUUUGUAGGAAAUUUCCUUUAUGAAAGCGUCCCUUAACCCUUUUUGUGCCUGACCUGACAGUAAUGGUUGCUAAUUGCACUUAUUUUUUAUUUGGUCAUUAUGGAAGGGAGCUGCUGCAAUUCUGUUCUUGCACAUUGAUAGUUUACUCGUAGAAAACAUUCAAAUUCAUCCUGAAGUUAGUUGUAUUUUCUCUGCCAAAAACAAUAUUAGCACAUUUUAAGUUAAGAUGCUUGCUAUUUACCUUUAAUGUGAUAAAACUGAAAAUCUGUCUUGUACUCUCAGGUUGUAUAACUUUCUUUGUGGUUAGCAGAACAAAUUAAUUUAUUUUGACUAAUGUUCACCGAGGAAGUUUAAGAACCACUGGCUUAUAGAUUUGGCUUUUUUGUGAUUAAAACAAAGCCAUUUAUUUGCAAUGAAAAUUUAGAAAAUGUUUGAAAAGUGGAAAUAAAGUGCUUUAUUAAGAGAAGAGUGUUUAUUAAAAAUAAAGUAUUUAUUGGGUAGGCUUAGGGGUCGGUGUAGAAGGGCUUUUAUUCUCACAACAAUGUAGCAUCCAUUUAACAAUUUUAAUAAAUAUAAUCAUUUGCACUCUGAUAAUUAUUGGAUCCUGUUAAUCUACAAAAAUAGUAAGGUGCAACUAUCUGCCGAUAUAGAUAGCAUCUAAUUAGUAUUUACACUUACUGCAAAUUUGAUAAUUCUAUUUAUUAAAUGAAAAUUAUUUACACCUAAUGUAAAUAGCAUUACGUAAAAAUUAAUUGGGUUGUAGCUCGUUGUCUAGGUGACUGUGAUUUUAAAUAGGUGUCGUUUGUGUUUUAACGUUUAGCUCAAGAAUAGGGAAGUUCGAAUAGCCUAUGUGAAUAUUACCAACUUCACUAAACUCCUUCUUGAGUUAAGAACUGACCACAUUUCUUUAUAUUUGAGUCCAAGUUCAAACACUAUGAAACGCUCCAUUAACGUAUACGGAGCUCUGAAACACUGCCAGCGGGACAUUAAACAGGAAGUGUCUGUCCGAGCUCAAAACAGGUUUUACGUGGGAACGCUAAGUUUCUCGGGUGAAGGCAAAAGAUUUGCAAAAAAAAUUCCACCACCACGUCCCUUUGAGGGCUCCGUAGUAAAUAUCAUCUACUGCUGGUUACUUCGGAUUUUGAUAUGGAAAUCAUGACAAUUAGCUUACCUUAACAAUAAAUGGUUUUCCUAAAGUGGUGUAACAAGUGGGUUGGACAGGAGUGUGUGUUUGGAUGAGGAUACCAAUAAGUGAAACGCAUACUCGAAAUGUGACCUCUUUAACCCAUCUCAGUGAGGGGUGAGCACACACACCCCCGGAGCAGUGCAGGGAGCAAUUAGGAUAAGUCGCAACACGCUGGCCGUGAGACUCGAACCGGCAACUCUUUGGUUACAAGCCCGACUCUCUAACCACUAAGCUACAAUUGACCCCACAGUAAUAAAAUUCUCUAACAGCCACAAGAGAAAACUGAUGCCUUUCACCAUUAACCACAGCGGCAAAAAAACAACAGGUUUUAUAAACAACACAGUCCAGCGCCAGAUCGCCUCUUUAACAAACGAACGAUAUGUAUGAUAUGCAUAACAACAAUAGUAGACAAUAGUAGGCUAAACGCUGACUAUAAAUCAAGGAAACAACAUCACCAAUGGAUCAACAAUAAAGUUUAGAAAAGAUGCGCAAUUUAACCUAAUGUCUUCAGUGGCACAGGCACUAGUGUGGAAGCCUCGUUUAUUUGAUGCUUGUUUCAAAGUCCUUGGUUCGAAACUGUAUUUUAUACCUUUUGGUAUCACAAAUCACAUCGAAAAGGCAUUUAUUUUCAACAAAAAUGAAGUAGAAAUAAAGUGUCUAACGAGUGUUUAAUAAAACACUUUAUACUAUUAUUGCAUCCUGUUAAUGUACACAAUUACUGAGAUGCAAACAGAAUCUGCCAAAAUAUAGAAUAUCUAAUUAC